CAUUGUCCUUACCUUAAUUAUUUUACUGUCUUCUUGAUCGAUUCUUGAUUUCUUGACAGAAAGAUCAUCUUCUUGGGUUGAGGCAUCUACUUUACCUUAAUUUUGUUACUGUCUUCUCCUUGAUCAUUUCUUGAUUUCUUGACAGAUACGCAUACUCAGAUGAUGCAAGUGAUGAGUUUGAUAGGGAUGAUGGUACUUUAACACUCAUUAAACCAUCCACCAUACCUUCUAAGGAUGUUCAAAGUUCACUGGAACCUAGACCAGUGCAAGCCAGCAAUGGAGCAUCAAAUAAUGAUUCGGAAGAAGAUAAGACAGAGUAAUGCAAAUCUCAUUUACGAAGCUCUAAAGCAGGUGUGCAAUCAUCGCUCUAAAGCAGGUGCAAUCAUCUGUUAUUGUUGUAUCUAUCACUCCCUAAAUAUGCAUCGAGAAUUACUGCAGGAGCAAAAUUAUACAAGGCAAAAGUCUACUUUGGGAUUGCAAUAGGAUGGCUUUUCUUCAGUUCUUGUUUAUCAUUUUUGCUCGUGGUAUUUCCAUGUACGGUUUUUAGAUAAGAUUUCUAUGUACCUGUUACAGUAAUCCUUGAAUGUGCAUUAUUGGUUAUAGAGGAAACGAUGGAGCAUUUUUUUGUUUAAGUUUUGAUACCUUAUUGGAUUGUAGUUCUCUAGCCAUGCUUACGCAUACUGGGAACGGUAACUAUAUGAAAAAAAGUGCUAUGAGAACUGUAUUUUCACUUGGAAAUCACAAUGAGAAUAGUGUCCUUCCUGCUAAUGGGGACUCUUAUAUACGUUUUGAAAAGAUUACAUUCCGGAGAACUCAGGAAUUUUCUAACUAUAGUUCGGGGUUGGUACAAGCUAUUGUUUUUGAGGUAAAGGAUCGAGAGUUAGUUGGUGGUUCAGCCUAUGGUGGUCAAAGAGCUGUCUGCUGCACAGCUGAUCUUGCGAAGUUGGGUGUUUGUUCAGAAGGAGAAAUCAUUCAUCGUCCUUCAACAAAAGAUCCCAGCUGGCCUCAAGUCUUUGGUGUCUCAUUCAAUGUAGACGAGCUAGUUGCGACAUUCCCAUCAAAAUCAAUACAGAUAUCCAGUACUGGGAUGUAUAAUUUGUAUUUCAUGCAUUGUGAUCCUAAUCUUAAAGAGGUAGUUGUCGAGGGGAAAACUAUAUGGAAAAAUCCCAGUGGCUAUUUACCUGGUAGAAUGGCACCUUUAAUGAGAUUUUAUGGGUUCAUGUCCCUUGCUUUUGUUAUACUUGGAUUAUUCUGGUUCUCUCAGUAUGCAAGAUUCUGGCGAGAAGUUUUUCCAUUGCAAAAUUGCAUAACAUUGGUGAUAACACUGGGCAUGUUUGAGAUGGCUUUCUGGUAUUUUGACUUUGCUGAAUUCAACGAGAGUGGAAUUAGGCCAACUGGUAUCACUAUAUGGGCAGUUACUUUUGGUACUAUUAAACUUACAGUAGCACGCCUUGUCAUUCUUAUGGUUUCAAUGGGCUAUGGUGUUGUGAGACCUACCUUAGGUGGUCUUACAUCAAAGGUGAUACUGGUUGGAGUGACCUUUUUUGUGGCAUCUGAAGUGCUUGAAUUGGUAGAAAAUGUUGGCACUGUCAGUGACCUUUCUGGGAGGGCCAGACUGUUUUUGGUGCUUCCUGUGUCAAUGUUGGAUGCUUUCAUUAUUAUUUGGAUAUUUAAGUCUCUUUCUGCGACUUUAAAUAAGCUUCAGGCUAAAAGGAUGAUGGUCAAGCUGGAUAUAUACCGGAAAUUCACUAAUGCUCUUGCUGUAGCAGUUAUUGUGUCAGUGGGUUGGUUAUGCUAUGAGUUGUAUUUCAAAGCAAAUGAUGUUUACAAUGAGCGCUGGCAGAAUGCGUGGGUCAUCCCAGCUUUCUGGCGAGUCCUUUCCUUCUCUCUCCUAUGUGUCAUCUGUGCUCUUUGGGCUCCCUCUCAGAACUCAAUGCGAUACGCAUACUCAGAUGAUGCAAGUGAUGAGUUUGAUAGGGAUGAUGGUACUUUAACACUCAUUAAACCAUCCACCAUACCUUCUAAGGAUGUUCAAAGUUCACUGGAACCUAGACCAGUGCAAGCCAGCAAUGGAGCAUCAAAUAAUGAUUCGGAAGAAGAUAAGACAGAGUAAUGCAAAUCUCAUUUACGAAGCUCUAAAGCAGGUGUGCAAUCAUCGCUCUAAAGCAGGUGCAAUCAUCUGUUAUUGCUGUAACUAUCACUCCCUAAAUAUGCAU
Populus euphratica (Euphrates poplar) is the source of this 2216-nucleotide messenger RNA. RefSeq names its product transmembrane protein 87A-like. Gene Ontology annotation, biological process: transport. The transcript is spliced from 5 exons. The coding region runs from base 584 to 2113 and encodes 509 amino acids. Gene Ontology annotation, cellular component: Golgi apparatus; membrane. NCBI's taxonomy places the organism in Eukaryota, Viridiplantae, Streptophyta, Magnoliopsida, Malpighiales, Salicaceae. The record is from RefSeq and is a predicted model, not a curated record.